UCUCACAGGGUGAAACCUGGUUUCAGGGCAAGUGAAAGCAACUACAGCAAGAGUAUAAGGGGCAAUGACAGAUUAACAGUGGACUAUCUUUGUCAUGAGUGCUCAAGCUAACAUGGAUACCAUCUUAGUCUUCAGCCUAAUCAUUGUAUCCUAUGAUUCCAACAAGAAAGACCUCAGAGAAAGCAGCUGCCAAGUGGAACAGUUCCCUGGGCUCUUCCCAAAGGAUGUGAAAAGCAUGAGGGAAUUUCUAAUGCAAGAAACUCACACAGAAGCCAAAAGGGCCACAUUCAUCCAAAAUCAGACUAUGGCUACACUGCAGUGCCUUGGCUCUGGGAGCAAAGUGAAAGUCAACCUUCUGUACUUGGAGGGGAGGCCAGAAGUCAAACCUGUUCUGAAGAACCUAAGAGUCAUUGCUGCUCCCCAUAGAAACAGCUCUGCUUCCCCAAGCUGUCACCUAAUCCCCACAUCCAAGUUACAGACUGGAUCCAUUCUAACAGGCAAAGCUUUUUUGCCAGGGAUCUCCCAAUGUAAGUUCUACCCCAUGAUGAGGACGUCAUUAGAGACUUUUCCCAUCACUACCACCUCCACAACUUCUGGGAAUAAAGAAGAAGAGAAAACUACAAGUACUAGUGAUUUUUCUAGCUCUUUGACACAAGUCACAGAUGAGGACCUAGCAAAAAGGCAGAAAUGGAGUAUUGUGGUCAAAUUUCUGAUUGCUGUCACCCUGUUGGUCACUGGAGUUGCCAUUAUGAUAUGUGUCAUUUUUGAAGUCCCAUGCCCUAGUCGAUGCCUAGGAGCCAGAAGACUGUGCCAAUGCCAGCAGUUGUGGAGAAGGCAAAAGAAGAGAGACCAGCACCCUGGGGCAGCUGAAUCCCAGGCAGAUUCUCAGCCUGAGAAGGGAGGUGUUCACUGUGUGGUUUAUGUCAUUUGUUUAGAGAAAACAGGAUUAACAUAUAAGUGCAGGGAGGUUGGGAACUGCUUUAGUUAUAAAGCAAAAGUGGGUAAUUUUUCUAUAUGUCAGAUAUCUGUACUGCUAUUUUCCUAACAUCAGUCCACUCAUAAUCCAAUGAGAUACUUACUGAAAAUACAUACUUCUGGGGACAGAUAAACUGAAUCACAAUGUCUAGUGGAGCCAGGAAUCUUCUUUUCUUUUCUUUUUUUUUUUUUUGAGACGAGAUCUUGCUAUGUUGUCCAGGAUGGUCUAAAAAUCCUGGAUUUGACAAGCAUGGUAGUGCAUGCCUGUAAUCCCAGCAGCUUGGGAGGCUGAGGCAGAAGGAUAGCGAAUUCAAAGCCAGCCUCAGCAAAAGCAAGGCGCUAAGCAACUCAGUGAGACCCUGUCUCUAAAUAAAACACAACAAAUAGGGUUGGGGAUGUGGCUCUGUAGUUGAAUGUCUCUGAGUUCAAUCUCCAGUACCAAAAAUUAAAAAUAAAAUAAAAUCUUAGAUUAAAGCCAUCCUCCUGCCUCAACUUCCUGAGUAGCUAGGACCAUAGGGCUAUGCCAGCAUGCCUAGCUUAAGAUUUUUAAAGAUUUUUUAAAAAAGUUCCCUAAGUAUAGGUGGAUUUACUGUGAAAUAAAUGAAGCUUAUGCUUCAGGACCCAUGACCCUGUUCAAAGCCAUGCAUCUGAUUAUGUACUUUUAAAAUUUGUAUUGUUCUUCUUUAAGAAGGCUCCCCCAAAUUGUAAAAUCUUUAGAAUUCACAGAUGUAUUCAUCCUGUUCUUAGGUAACUCUUCUUUUUUUCCUUAUGGUAUUGGGGAUUGAACCCAGGGUCCACGGAUGCUAGAUAAGAGCUCUAUCAGUGAGCCAUAUCCCCAGCCCCAGGUGAUUCUUAUGUAAAGUAAAAUUUAGGUACCACCACUCUUGAACACAGUUUGAAGACUUGGCAUUGCAACUUUCUUCUUUUUCUUGUCUCUGGGUUUCCUGACACAAUUAUAAAUUAAUAGUGCCCUUUGGUUAAAACAGACACCAUACCACUGGCUCAGCAUGGAAACUUUUAAAUAUAUUUCCUACCAGGAGUAGACUUGGCCUUUCAAUAUGAGAUAUUGCUGGGCACCUUCUUCAAGACAAAUAAUGUUCCCUAAGGCAAACAGGCUUUAAACAUUAUUUUAUUCACUUAUUUUUAUGUGGUGCUGAGGAUUGAACCCAGGGUCUCAUAUGUGCGAGGCGAGCACUCUACCACUGAGCCACAACCCAGCCCCCUAGGCUUUAAAAAUUAAACAAGGCUUUAAAAAUUAAACUUUUGUAGAAUUACAGCAUUGAUAAUAGUCUCAAAGAUUAUCUAGUUCAGGAUGGUACACAUACUGCUACUCUUCCAUUCUACAUCAAGUGCAUAUGUCAAUAAUCAAGCACAGCACUCUUUCCACUCAGACCUGGCAUUACAAUCUUCCUUAUCACAGUGCUACAGGCACCCACUGCCAAUUUCUUGGUGAACUCUGGCCUAGGUUAAUAUUUUCUCCUAAUAUUAGGUGACAAUCCUAUACAAAUAGCAUGAUUUUGUAAUAUGGUAUAGCUUAGUUCUUUACUCCACAUUAUCAUUUCUACUGAAUAUUGGCAGAAAUAGGCUUGAAGGGGACAACAACAUCCAGCUCAGAAUUAGAGGUAAUCACGUAGCAGCUACUUGGAUUGAACUUCUAUGAACGUAAUAGGCUACUGAAUGAAAAGGGGAUGAAAACAGUAAUAAGGUAGCAAUUUUAUACACAUAAUUUCAUUUGUUUCUCACAAAAAUUCUGGGAGGUAGCCAGGGUAGGUAGCUGAUACUGAUACUUAAUUAGAAGGUUAGAGAGGAUAUGUGACUUUCUCAAGGUCACACACACUGGUAGAAACAGAACUAGAAUCCAUGUUUUUUAAUUGCUACACUAAUAUUCAUUAAAUCCUUCAUCUAGUCCACAAAAUUUUACUGAACACCUGAGUGUCUGCUUCCCUGUUAAAGAUGUUUACAAUCUAAUUGGAAAGAAAAAUCUUUGAUUAAAAAAUCAUAAUUAUGUUCAUAACAGCAUAAUAGGCACUUAGAAAACUUGAUGGCACCUGGGGUCAGCUAUGGUGAGUGUGGAAUGAGAUUAUUAAAAAUAUUUGGCCAGACCCAAAAAUCUCUGUUCAAAUCUCUGCCUCUUUUCAAAACAAAAUGAGAUUGUUUGGGCCUGGUUCAGGAAUGAAGCAGAAUCCCUGAAGCAUCUUGGAUCCACCCCAGUUGCAUACUUAGGGCCUUUUCCAUUCAGGGCAAACAGAUCAAGCAAGGGGUGAAUGGCACUUUACUAGUGGGCUAUAAUUCUCAUUCAUAUGUGCACCUUCUUCAUACUUUCUAUGUAAUUAUUGGGUAACAAAGAGGCAAAAUGAAGUGUACUUGGAAUUAUAUGGGGUUUUGUACUUAGCAAUCCCUUUGUUGACAUAUGAAGAAAUAUUCCUUCACAUCUUUCAUUAUCCUUUAUAUUUCCCUUCAAUCUUUAGGUUGGACAAGACAUUCCUAACUCAUCAAAUGCGAAAAAAACUACAGGAAUUACUAUUAUGCACCAGACAUACUUUUGCAAAAUUCUGUUCUGAAUGAAUACACUAUUUCUUCUCCACUCUUUCCUCCCUAUUAUUAGUCAAUAUGGGCAGUUUCUUGCCAGUGUUACAUUUAUAUCUUCAUGGGGUGGUGGGGCAUUAUUGUCAGUACUGCCAGGUCAGGGAAGGAAGAGCCUGGACUGAGCAGUUACCCUCACACUGCUACUGACGUUGCCACAAGCCUCUGUGAUUCACUUUGGAUGUCCAUGAAAAUGGAUAUCUUUCCAUUCCAUCAAAUGAAAACAAAGGCCUUCCCUCUAAGUACUAUGAAUGGAUCUUAUUGCUCUCUUUGACAAAAGACUUAAACACAGCCUCCAAGAAACUGGGCAAGGCAGCUGGUAGUGUGGCAUACAUCCCAACUCCUCCGUUAUCCUCACAACUGACUUCCUGCUCACUGGCUGUCAUUGAGCUUACAAACUAAUGUCCUGCUCUUCCAGAAUAAUGUCCACAGGUUUUAUGAUUUACCCUCUGCCAUUGCAUAUGGCUAUCAACACACUGGUGAAGGAAACUUGACCCUACUCAUUCCAAAAGCCCUCCUCAUAAGUCAUUCCCAAGGGGCUUAGAGACUGCAGACUCAAGUGAAGUCUCCUCACAAUCCAGAAUUCCUAAAGUGGGUCUGAUAUAUAUUUUAUUUUAGUAGUGUGAUACAUACAGUUUGGAUAAGGAUUCCAGAGCAGAAUGAUUAUGACCACGAUGUGAUGGAGUCUGACCUGCCUAAGCAAGAGUUUCGUGAGAAAGUGGAAACAGCUGAUCUUAAAGAAGUGUUUAAGUGGAAAAGGGAAUGGUGGAUGUUAGCCUGCUUCUUUUCAUAAGAUUCUGAAACCAUUUCAUUUUGGUGAUAUGUGCCUGCUUCUAUGUAAUUCUGUUUUCUUAGUUCUCUGGUAGAAGCCAUACAUACAUUGUAUUCUUCUUUCUUUCACUUCAAAUACUGUCCAAAAAAUGAUUCUCAAAACUGUACUAUAAUAGCAGAGGAACAAGCUGAACCUGGAAGAGACAGAAGAGACAAAAGCGUGGGUGAUGUCAUGUUUUGGUGAAACACUAAAGAAUAUCUGAAGAUCCACAGAGCAUACAUGGAACAUAUGGCAGACAGAAAGGACAGAACACUGGUGUGGCCUUCGGAUAAAUACAUUACACCCUGCCACUGAAUCACAACAUCACCUUAAGUUUAUCCUGCCAUCUCUUAUUAUUUAGUUCGACCAUAAAAUAGGAGGAAAGUGGGGCUGGGGAUGUGGCUCAAGCGGUAGCACGCCCGCCUGGCCUGCGUGCAGCCCAGGUUCGAUCCUCAGCACCACAUACAAACAAAGAUGUUGUGUCUGCCGAAAAAAACUAAAAUAAAUAAAUAAAUAUUUUAAAAAAUUUAAAAGAAAUAGGAGGAAAGUGCCUGCUUUUCCUGGGACCAAUUGGGAGGAUUAUUAAAAACAUGUUCUUAGAAGCUCUUGGUCUAGAAUUAAUGCCUGCAUUCAUCCCCACAUGUCCCUGCCUUUCCCACCACAACUGAAUGUCUCUUAAUCUGGAAACAUGAAAUUUCCCAGAAGAUGAAACCUGUGGCAAAGUCCAUGCCUAUCAACUCUUCUGCAAGAGUAUAAUUUGGACAUUUGUAUUGAUUUUCUUUAUAAAAAUUCACUGAGUCAAAAUUAUGUAUUUUGCUUUGGGAACAUCUGUUUCCCAUGGCAAAGCAAGAUCUCCCUGUGGAUUUUCUAACUCCCUAGUCAUUUAACAACUUUGAAUCCUAUAUUCCCUCUCUAGUGGAGAUUCUUGAAAAGUAAGAGAUCAAAGAGAUGGCAGUUCAGAAGGGAGAACUCCUAUGGGGACUCUGGGAUGUGGACUUUAGUCUCAGAUUGCUUCAGAGCCAGGCACAAUUCUCUGUGUCACCAUUACAGAUGCAACUUGAUAAAACAUUUCUAUGUAAGUGCAAAUUACUCCUCUGCAAAGUAUAUGGUUCUUAUUGCAAAUUCUUUCUUACAAAGUUGUCAUACUUUGUUUUUCUGAUUAUUAAAGUACAUUCUCAUUUUUAAAAAUUUUGAAAAUAAUGGAAAGUAUAAAGAAUAAAGGAUUAAAAGUUA
Molecule: messenger RNA, 5602 nt
Organism: Marmota monax (woodchuck)
Lineage: Eukaryota; Metazoa; Chordata; Mammalia; Rodentia; Sciuridae
Gene: CUNH17orf78
Product: chromosome unknown C17orf78 homolog
Exons: 6
Coding region: 95-1045 (316 amino acids)
Source: RefSeq, a predicted model, not a curated record